Molecule: messenger RNA, 348 nt
Organism: Manihot esculenta (cassava)
Lineage: Eukaryota; Viridiplantae; Streptophyta; Magnoliopsida; Malpighiales; Euphorbiaceae
Product: zinc-finger homeodomain protein 2-like
Exons: 2
Coding region: 1-348 (115 amino acids)
Biological process (GO): regulation of DNA-templated transcription; regulation of developmental process
Cellular component (GO): nucleus
Molecular function (GO): transcription cis-regulatory region binding; DNA-binding transcription factor activity
Source: RefSeq, a predicted model, not a curated record
AUGAUAUGUGUACAGGGGCGGAGGGACGGUACGGCAAGGGGGGCACGUGCCGUACCGGCGACCGGAAAAUGCGCCGCUUGUGGUUGCCACCGCAAUUUCCACCGGAAAGUAACGUAUAGCAGCAGCAGCAGCCGGCCUGAUCAGUCGACUGUGAUGGAAAUGAUGGAAUAUGUGGAUGUGGGUAGUAGGUUGCCGGGAGAAAGAAGCAGUGGAAAGACGAAGAGAUUCAGGACAAAGUUUACGGCGGAGCAGAAGGAGAAGAUGUUGGGAUUUGCAGAGAAGUUAGGGCAUAUGGCUUAUCCUUACACUUGGGAUAAUGUACGGCAAGGUAGAGAUUUUAGGGAGUGA